UCCGCUUUCUUGGGUUUUGUUAAUUUUUUUUCUCUUCGCGGUUGAUCGCGACACAAUAAUUAUCAUAACUUCACGUAUAUGAUCUCUUCCAAAAUCUUUAUUUGGAACUGUGUGUGCUGAAGGUGGAGAAAGUGUCUCCACAGAGGGAGUGAUUCAAUGUGUUUGCGUUUUUUUUGUGUGUACACCAAAAAUUCAAUUGUGUUUACCUAACGCUUAAGCAAAGUUGCUGUCGAUCGAGUCAAAGAAGGUGACGACGACGACCAAAAAAUCGCGACGACGACGUUCCACCAGGAGCUUAGGUCAUAUUACGAUCGCGCGCAUAUGAACGCAUAAGUCACUCCAAGCUGCAAUCGAUCGCGAGAAAGAAUGUGUAAGGUGGAGACUUUUAUGUCUUAUGAAUGAGGCGCGACCACGACUAGGACGAUUGCUGGUUUCAGGCGUAGCCAAAUUACUCUAGCAGUUAGUCUUACUAGCCUCGAUCGAGACUGAGACACCUCGAAGAACCGGGCCUCCCUCAAUUAAUUCGAUACGAUACGCUACUGCAGGUGCUGCGCAUUGCGCGAUCGCGCACCGUUGCGUUCAAUAUCCGCAUCAUCAAAGCGCGGCCGCGAUCGCGUAAUCUGUGACUGGUGUUGUUGAGAGGUUAUGUUUGUGUGUGAGUUUUCAGCCGAGCUAACGAUCAGCUCCAGUUUAAGGCCGCUGAAUUAAAGUUGGUGCUACUAAGGCUGGCCAAGUUACCUGGCGCAGCUACCUUGAAGAAUUGAUGAAAGAGAGAGGAAAAAAGUUGGAUCAAUAUUGUUUGUUACUACUAGCCGGUGUGAGUGUCUGUAUGCGGCUAAUUCUACUCGUGUUUGUUUUGUAUACUUUUGUGUAACAGAAGUUUGAUUAAGUUAUACAAUUGUAAUACAUAAAAAAAGAAUGGUGCAAAUAAGUUGAUUGUAGAAAUUAGCAAAGCAAAAUUUUGCAGUACAAAUCACGUGCAUUUCAAGUGCUCUUUUAUCCGUGUGAAUCUUAAUGUCAUUUUUCAUUUCCAUUGUUCAAAAAAAAGCAAAGCAAAGAAAAAUCUCUCAUAUUUCUUCUACAUAUCUUUGAUUAAAUGUGAAAGGAACGUGUAGCAGCAGCAGCAGCGGAACCUCAACAGUGGACGACCUUGGCUGGAUCGAGAUUUGUGUGUUUUUUUUUUAUUAAUCACAACAGGAAAAGCUUUUAGUGACCGAUUGGCUGGAGGGACUAGUCGAAGCAGUUGUGGUUUUUUUUGUGGUGUGGAUUUCAUCAGAUGAUUGAAUGACAAUCGACCGGUUCAAAAUGCCUCCAAAGGCUUUCUUCGUGGCAGACGGUUGGCCGCAAAAGUUUCUCCUACUCGCUGUAAUGUUCCUGAUCUGCGUUCUGGACUGCCAUGAAUCGACGGCACAAUAUGUCAAUGUAGCCCAGCGCCGGAUGAUACUGGGACCUUCACCUGUACACAUGGUCUAUCACUCGAUUCCACUUCCGGUGCGGCCCCGAUAUGCCCGACGUGGUGAUAACGACUAUCUGGCGUACAACAUCCACAAGACGAUCAGCCCCCGGGACAUCAACAGGCAGCUGGUGGACGGCCAAACGGCCCGAAAGGCCAUGGUCGACGUGCAGCAAACCAUCGCCGAGGUGCAGCGGCUGCUGGCCGCCGAUCCGUCGCUUCCGCGAUUGACCAAGGGAGAAAUCGAGGAGCUGUUCGAAAACGUAACACGCGAAGAACUGGCCAAAUCCCUUCGUGAAGGUGACCACGCCCGUGCCCAGCACAUGCGCGCCCUGAUGCUGGUGCUCCCGUAUCACACCAACAACCUGGCCCAGGAGAACCUCCAGAGCAUCUACACGCUUCCACCGGUGACCCGAGUCGUUCCGGGUGGUGAAGCCACGACUACCACCGAACUUCCACCGGUGACAACAAUGCGACCCGCUCCAUUGUUCCGACCGAAUCCAACGAGUUCCGUUCCGAUAACCACCAUAAGGUUUACGACCCCGAAGGCCACAACGUUUCAUCCAGCACUGCCGAAUGCGAUAAGGGAGGAAACCAAGCCUUCGUCAGGUUUGUUAGAAGAAUCCACGGAAGCGACGGAAGAUCCGGUUCCGUUUACUGAUCCGGUGCCGACGACGACGAUGGCCUCGACUUCUUCGGGCAGUUCUCCAGGAGUCAAUGAGGCGGUCAAUGAGAUACUGUCUUCGCUGGGUUUCGUUGGGGACAUUCCUACCUUUAAGCCGCUCCCGGUUGAGACGACCACCUUGACCACGACGACUACGGAGCGAAAGCCGAGCGAGGAUCCAGGUCAGGGUGAUCCGAAGGUUAGCGAGGAAUUGAGGUCGUUGCUGAGGUCUUUCGGUUUGUUGGGUGAGAACGAAGAUUCCUUGGGAAUUUCUCCUCUUCCUCCCUUGGAGUUGCCGGAGAAUUUGGAUCAGACUCAGCAGUCUCAGUUAGUUGUUGAUGAAAAAGAACCGGACGUUCCGACGAUGGCCAAACCGGAUAUCAAGCCGGAUGAUUUUGUGGCCUUUAAACCUCUUCCGAGUGAUACGGUUCCGAAAUUGAGUGGGGAUUUGAGUGAGCUGCUGAAGUCGUUUGGCUUGUUGGACGUAACGGGUAGAGAUAAGAAAUCGAUGAAGAAUUCGGAGUCAAGUGUUCAAAGCGUCGAAGACAUGGACGGAAUGCCGAUGAUCGACAAAGAUUUGGUCAUUCCUCAAAUGAUGCCCAUCCUGGAUACUUUAGGUAUUCCGAUGAUGAAGAAAGAACGCAAUGGAAGAAAGUUUAGUGAUUCCAAGAAAGAUUCCAACGGCAUCGACGAGAAGCCCAAGAGCUCUGGCAAUCCGAAGAAAAAAGAGGACAACGAGGACUACCGAAAGCUGGAACAGCUUUGGGAAACCAUCAGGGAGUUGGAGAAACUGAACACAAAUCUAACCGAAGAUAAAUUGGAAGCUCUAGAUCUACGAAACUUCAACCUCAGUGAGUCACUGCUAUCUCAAGGACCUAACCCGCUUGAAAAUUUGGAAGUUACUCGAAUCAACGAGAUUAAAAAGCGACAGGAACCCAGUGGAGACGCCAAAAAAGAGGACUCACCCAUAAGAAUCUCGCUGGACAUAAACGAGACUCCAACAAACUCCUCCGACACGAAAAAUGAUCAACCUCGAUCGGUGGACAUCGUAGACGUGGCUUCAGACGCCGAUCCCACAACAACAACUCCGUCUUCAAGUACAACAGAAACCUCCAGUAGCAGUAGCAGCAGUAGUGGCAGCAGUACCGAUGACGAUUCGGCGGCCCGCUUCACGGCUCUGGAGGAAUCUUUCGGUGGAGGAUCGGUUGAUCCGGUCGCCCAGGAACCGUUGCCGCAGCCUCGGAGAAAUGGGUUCUACUUCCUGGCCGAUUGGAACUCGUUCCUGGAGGUCGGUGAAGAUCCGAACAAAGUGGUUAUCAACUUCCGGCCGCAGGCCGGCGAUCCAAGCCGGUUUUUGCCCGUGAAUGUGCCGUAAGCCGUUUGAAACAUUGGAGACACACUUUGAAAAGUCGUUGGAGUGUAGAAACAUUUGAAGAGUGUAAUCGGGGAAAGGUGGAAGGUUCAUUGAAAAAAUCGAGUUGGUGUGUGAGGAAUAUUUUAAAUGACAAGUGACAACUAUAAAGUAGGCGGUCCUAGUUUGAAGAAGAUCCUUUAGCAGUAAUCCAAACUCUGUUGAGAGGAAUCAUUUGUUUUAAAUUAUAUCUUUAAAAGAUUCUAAAUUUUCAAUCAUGUAAAACAAACUCUACAUAACUUUUUUCGUCGUCCAGACCUAUCACGAAUUCAAAAAAUGGUAAAAAUAAAUCCAAAUUUUAUUCUUUACCAGGUUUAACAAGGUUAAAAAAAGGAAUCUGAUGAUCUUAAGGUGGGUUUAGGGAAACUCUAUCACUGUAAACUUUUUAAUUGAACACAUAUCCUAGUAAAAUGUAAGAAUCAAGCAUUUUGUCCUGUUAGAAAUCAAGUUAGUUUGUGUGCCGUUUCCAUCUGUUAGAAAUCAGAACAAGUUUAGUUAAAAAAAAACAAGAAAAAAAAAACGCAAAAAAACGAAUCAUUAAUUGCUCAAAUGUUAGAAAUAAAACAACCGUGGAUAGGAACAACACACCAAUUGAUGGUGCUAGAAACUUGUUGCGUAAUCCUGUUGAACAAUUCACAGCAACUACAACAAAAGAAAAAACCUUUCUGUACAUAGACACGUAACUUAUCUGUAGGAGAGACACAUAUUUAUUUGUACAUUUUGUGCUAGGCGAAUUAGGGUGAUGCAAUAUCAACAAUGUGGAGUCAGUAAAUAAAA
Messenger RNA from Uranotaenia lowii, 4305 nucleotides. RefSeq lists its product as uncharacterized. Bases 1285 to 3492 code for a protein of 735 amino acids. The transcript has 4 exons. Lineage: Eukaryota; Metazoa; Arthropoda; Insecta; Diptera; Culicidae. The record is from RefSeq and is a predicted model, not a curated record.